Messenger RNA from Lodderomyces jiufengensis, 1119 nucleotides. It is a transcript of the gene RNH35, whose product is annotated as ribonuclease H2 catalytic subunit. The transcript has a single exon. Bases 1 to 1119 code for a protein of 372 amino acids. NCBI's taxonomy places the organism in Eukaryota, Fungi, Ascomycota, Pichiomycetes, Serinales, Debaryomycetaceae. Gene Ontology annotation, biological process: DNA replication, removal of RNA primer; mismatch repair. Gene Ontology annotation, molecular function: RNA binding; RNA-DNA hybrid ribonuclease activity. Gene Ontology annotation, cellular component: ribonuclease H2 complex. The record is from RefSeq and is a predicted model, not a curated record.
AUGUCGCCAGCUGCUGUUAUUUGUUCAACCACAACCAGUGAUUUAAUAAUAGAGAAUGAUAUAGUGGAAAAAGCCUUAAAGAGAAAGUUAGAAAUAGAGGUAGAUGAAAUAAAAUCAACAACUACAAUAGAAUCAGAAGUUAUACUAUCAAAUGAUACCAAAAAAUUAAAGACAUCAAAUUACUGGUUACCACCAUCAGUUACAUCAAUAAAAAAUUAUAAGGAUUUUAAAUCAUCAACAUAUUUUUCAGAUAUACCCCAAGAAAUACUACAAUAUCCAAAUGAACCAAUAGUUUUAGGAGUAGAUGAAGCAGGUAGAGGACCAGUCUUAGGUCCCAUGGUUUAUGGUAUAUCAUAUUCAUUAUUAUCUUAUCAAAACUCCCUCAAAACAUAUGGUUUCGCAGAUUCAAAACAAUUAACAGAUAUAGUAAGAACAAAUUUAUUUCAAAAAAUUGAAGAACCAGAAAGUGAACUAUUUAAAAAUGUUGGUUGGGCUACUACUACAAUGACAGCAAAAGAUAUUUCACUGGGGAUGUUAAGAUCAGUUAAUGGACCAGGUGCAUACAAUUUAAAUGAACAAGCUCAUGAUACAACCAUUGAUUUAAUAAAGCAAACACUAGCAAAAGGUGUUAAAGUAACUCAUAUUUUCGUAGAUACAGUUGGACCACCAAUAACUUAUCAAAAUAAAUUGAAACAUAUUUUCCCAAAUAUAGAAAUUGUUGUAACGAAAAAAGCAGAUAGUAUAUACCCAAUUGUAUCAACAGCAUCAGUAGUUGCAAAAGUAACUAGAGAUUUAAAUAUUAAUUAUUUAAACAACAAUAUUGAAAUACUUAAGAAUGAAAAAUUAGGAUCUGGGUAUCCUAGUGAUCCAAAUACUAGUUAUUGGUUGAAUCAUAAUGUUGAUCCUAUAUUUGGGUGGUGUUUUGGAUUUAUUAGAUUUUCAUGGCAGACUGCUAAAGAUAGUUUGGUUAAGAAUAAUGCGGUAGAUGUGAUAUAUCAAGAUGAUUUAGUUAAGAAUAAAAGUUAUGGGGAUAUUAAUAAAAUGUUUGAGAAUAAACAUUUGAGUAAAGGAAAAAUUAGUAAGAAGUAUUUUAAUAGUGAUGAUAUAGACUUAUUAUAG